Messenger RNA from Aspergillus pseudotamarii, 1087 nucleotides. RefSeq names its product GIY-YIG nuclease family protein. The coding region runs from base 1 to 972 and encodes 323 amino acids. Lineage: Eukaryota; Fungi; Ascomycota; Eurotiomycetes; Eurotiales; Aspergillaceae. The record is from RefSeq and is a predicted model, not a curated record. The transcript has a single exon.
AUGCUCUGCUCAGCUGUCACCAAGAAAGACAUGCGAUGUUCGAACAGAGCAAGGCCUGGCAGCCGCCUUUGUGGGACCCAUCAGAAGUCAAAGACGGUUGCUUUGGUGAGCGACAAUCAACUCGCCAACGAUUCAUUAGAGGAAGAUGAAGCCACACCGGGAGUCAAUGAUUUGAUCAGAGCAGUGAAGGAUAUGGGAUUAGAAAGCGGCUCUCCAAACAUGACUGGUGGUUAUGAAACACCGUGGGAGUAUGAAAUUAUGGUAAAGUUCGAAGGAACUGCCGUAAUGAGGAGCGGAAAUGCUAAGCAUCUGGUACAUGAUGGAGGCCGCUGUAGAAGCGAAGAUCCCGAACUUAUAGACCUGCGUUCCCCAGGAAGGGUCAUGCAGAAGGACCUACCAUCUACACAAUCUACACCAUCUCGGCCUCCCAAGCCGAAACUACGUACGACAGAUAUUGUUCCAGAUCCUCAUGAAGCAUUUUGCGAGACCCCGACCAACGACAUUCCACCCGAGCUCGAUGAACGUCUACAGUGGGAGCUAUCAAGAAUAAUGGUGCAACCACCUGAUACGAAGACUGGGAUAGUCUACAUAUGUGAUGUUCAAUAUGAGCCACGGAUAAGCUCGGGAACUAGGGUCAUUAAAAUUGGGGUGGCAUCUGAUAUCAACAAGCGCUUGAAGGCUCAUUUCCAUAGCUGCGCUAGCUCUAGGCUCCGACUAAUCACCUCGUAUCCACGGUCGAAGCUGGAAUUGGACACGCACGAGCUGAUCCGAAAUCUUUAUCAAGUAGAGAGCCUAAUUCAUAAAACGCUGGAGGAGUUCAGGUAUGACAAGAAGUGUGGGUGUGGCAAGAACCAUAAGGAGUUAUUUGAAAUUGUGGAGCAUGAACUGGAAUAUAUUCUAGGAACCGUCGAACAUUGGGUUUCCUGGAGUGAACGGAAACUUGGCCAUGCCUUGAUUCCUCAUGGCAGAUGAUAGUCUAUAAACAUCUAUGUACCAAUACUACCUUCUAGCAAAUAGGAGGACUCAUUCAUGUACUUAGGAUAUCCUGUGUUUCGUUAGUUAUAUUCAAUGCAAUGAUUAUUGGGCA